AUGCACCCCGAACACCAAAAUAAAACGUCUGAUUUUUUUGAAAGAAAAGCAUCAGAACAAAGUCGGCAAGUAGUUUUUUUUGAUAAACAUACUAAUUUAAAUAAAACACUUCUUAAAGCUUCUUUUGAAAUGRCUUUACUAAUUGCUAAAGCUAAAAAAAGUUUUACUAUUGGAGAAAACUUGGUUUUACCUGCAGCAAUAAAAAUAUGUGAAAUUGUACACGGUGAUAAAAUUGCAGAUGCAUUACGGUCCAUCCCURUUUCUAAUGAUACUAUUAAAAGAAGAAUAGACUAUAUGGGGGAUUGUAUGAAAUCUCAAUUAUUAAUUAAAAUUAAAAAUAGUGACACUUUUGCAAUACAACUCGAUGGAUCGACAGAUCUUACAAAUAAUGCCCAGUUAAUGGUAUUUGUGAGAUAUCAAUAUAAUCCAGAAAUAAAUGAAGAUUUACUUUUUUGUGAAACUCUUCCGAGACAACAAAAGGCAUAG
Diuraphis noxia (Russian wheat aphid) is the source of this 486-nucleotide messenger RNA. Its product is annotated as protein ZBED8L-like. The record is from RefSeq and is a predicted model, not a curated record. NCBI's taxonomy places the organism in Eukaryota, Metazoa, Arthropoda, Insecta, Hemiptera, Aphididae.